Messenger RNA from Symbiodinium sp. CCMP2456, 1842 nucleotides. The record is from the annotation of a GenBank genome assembly. Lineage: Eukaryota; Dinophyceae; Suessiales; Symbiodiniaceae.
AUGAGCUGGAGCUCGGUUCUGCCGGCGGUGGGAAACAUGUCCAAGGCAGGGUUUGGCUAUCAUGACUCUCAGCUGCUGAGCAUUAUCUUGAGUCAGCUUGAGGAAUCCGCCCCGGAGAUCGCCAAGGUCCUUGUGUACUGUCGGCAGGUGCUGCUCCAUCUCUGCGAGAAGUUCGGCAGCCUUCCGGAGGUGUCGAACUGGGACCUCACCCCCUUCCAAACCAUCGAGGACUACCUGACGAUGAUGUCGGAGAGCAAGCUCUCAACCUUCGGACUUCCCGAGCGUGCGACUCGUGUGAUCAAGCUUCUCCGUGCCAUCAUUCGGGGCGAGCACUAUGCGGACCUGGAGGCCACUGUCAGGGAGUUUCCAGAUGCCCCUCUGGCCACCAAGCUGGGGCACAGCCGGACACAUGCCCUGUUCCAGGAUGUCCUGCGAGAGUGGCAGCAUGCUCUGCCGUCGUCGGCAGAGGGGCCACAGAUCGUCCCGCCGAUCCCGGCCGAGAACGAGGACCGGGGCGAGGCCAAGCCGGGCGAUUCUGCGACCUCGGAGGCCGAGGUGAACCGCCUCCGAGGUGUCAAGACCGCCGCGAUGGAGGAGAUCAACCACUACAUCAAGUUCCUCGAGAUUGACAAAGAUGGGUUGGCCGACGGCCCGCUCAUCCACGGCAGGGUGAAGCCGAUCCUGUCCAGCAUGCCCCCUUUGGACCGUGGCCAGAACGUGGCCUUCGUGGUAGACCCGGGGGUGAUGUCCGAGCCCUCGGAAGCGUACACCAGAGCCCACAACGUCUAUUCGAGAACCCCGUCCAUCUUCACACACGUGAUCACCGGCAGCUUGAAGGCUGCUGGGAUGUUUGCCUCGGAGUUGCCAGGGGUAGCCACGUACGGCUGCUUCGACCUGGGCUCAUUCAAGGCCAGCCAGUGCGUCAGGUCGCAACUGAGCAAAGCGAAGCUUGGCCGGCACCAAUCCUGGGACUUGCUGCCACGACAGAGCGACAUGGAGGCUCGCCUGCUCUUCCGUCAUGGAACGGACGAGGAUCAAGAGUCGGCACUAAAGCGGCGAAAAACUUUGGGGGUCGCUGCUGGGCAAUUGACUUACAUCGUGGGCCGUGAAGCCUUCCACUUCUGCCGGAGCCUCAAUCCCAUUGAAGCCAAGCCGCACAAGUACCUGACAAUGCCGGCGGGGUCUGGUGACUCGUCGGCCAGUUGGCUGACAAUUCCGCUGCCUCACCCCUCCACACUGCGACCGUUGGUGACUAAGGCCGAGAAGCAGAAGGCGGUGCUCCUGAAGUAUGACAGCAAGAACCAGAAGAAGGAGGCCAAUGCCAAGGCACUGAACGAUGAGGAGGUUGUGCAGCAUGCAGCAGAGAUCGGUGACGAGGAGCUGCAGCCCUUGAACUACUUGGGCCGGCAUGGCAGCCUGCACAAGGAGCUGUGGCACCUGAUGGAUGUGGGGCGGCUGGUCACCUUCAGCCCGGAGUUCAAUCAGCUUUCUGCAGCCAUGGAGCAGCGACUCUUCACCAUUGCUCUGGUGCGAAGCAGCCUCCACGAGGACCUGCUGAAGAAGGAGUUGGUGGACUGGGUCACUCAGGAGCUUCAGCGGCCGUCGAAUGAGCGGUUCUACCGGUCUCACUUGGCGCCGCCGCAGAGAGACACCGUCGAGGUGGCCCCGAACACCUCGACUGGGAGGGAAGCCCCGGUGACAAAUGCCACCGGCAACCAGGGCGACCGCCAGGAUCACGAGGAGGAUGAAGAUGAUGAAGCGAUCCCUGGCCUGUUGAACAAUCCGGAUGACGAGGAGUUGGAUCCAGAGGAGGAGGUUUCAGAGGAGGUGGGCGAUGCCUAG